CCCGAAUGGUUCAUUCCUUGGUACGAGUUGAUUAUUGACAAGUGGAGUAAACUGGGUAGCGGCGGAUUUGGAAGUGUGUACCAAGGUACAUGGCUGGAUUCAGAUGUUGUUGUAAAACUGGUUGGUGUUAAAACACAGAUCACCCCAGAGCAGCGAGCAAAAGCAACGACGACAUUCCGCCGCGAAGCUGACAUUUGGUUUGGACUUAAUCACCCUCAUGUUAUUCGACUGUUCGGCGCCUGCCACGUUGGAAGACCCUUCUUCGUGUGUGAGUACGCCACCAACGGAACGCUAGUCAGUUAUCUACAAAAACAUCCCGACCAACUCUGGACGAAGCUUCAUGAAGCUGCGCUGGGGGUGCAGUAUCUCCACGCGCGCAAUGUCGUUCAUGGCGAUCUGAAAGGGAACAACAUCGUCGUUGGGAGCGAUUUCAAGGCGAAGGUGACGGACUUCGGCUUGAGCUCGAUCACGGAUAGUGAGGCAAAGCCAGAGGUGUCAGCAGCGGUGCAUUGGGUCGCACCCGAGUGCUUGCCUCAGACCAAGUCAAAGCUGCAGACGCUUGAAACUGAAAGACCAACGUUUGCGUCCGAUAUCUACUCUUUGGGUAUGUGCAUUGUGGAAGCGCUACGAGUUGUGGAGGCAGUGACACUUCACAAGGAUGCAAGUCGGUGUCUGCCGUGGGGCCUUGCUGACCAAAUGGCAGUGAAAUAUCAUGUCCGACAAGGAAAAUUGCCUCCCAGACCCACUAUCUGCGACGACCGCCUAUGGGAACUGGUUGAGCGCAUGUGUGUCUUGAACCCGAAGAAGCGCAUCAAGAUAUCGACCGUCGUCGACGAGCUG
Messenger RNA from Phytophthora sojae, 840 nucleotides. RefSeq lists its product as hypothetical. The transcript has 2 exons. Gene Ontology annotation, molecular function: protein kinase activity; ATP binding. NCBI's taxonomy places the organism in Eukaryota, Oomycota, Peronosporomycetes, Peronosporales, Peronosporaceae. The annotation marks the transcript as partial. The record is from RefSeq and is a predicted model, not a curated record. Gene Ontology annotation, biological process: protein phosphorylation.